UCUCUGGUGAAAAGUCAGCGCCUUCUUUUGUCUUUUCUCUCUCUCAACAAAGGGCAUACACUGCAGAGUUUGUCUCCAUGGCCGAAGAUUGGGAUCUACAUGCGGUGGUCAGAGGUUGCUCCACCGUCACAUCAUCCUCCGUGUCGUCUUCUUCUUCCUCCUCCUCUGGUUUUGCCUCUUGUUACUUCCACCCUGAAGGAGUUUCCUCCUCCUCCUCUUCUUCUGGCUUUUCCAUCUUCAGAGGUGAACAAGGAAGCCAGGUUCUGUCGCUUUCUGCGUACCCCUUUGAGGCAAGGAGCCCCAUUGAGGAGCUGCAUGAGCUUUGCAGGCCUUUCUUCUGCAAAUCUCAGCCUCUCUCGUUGCAAGCCUCUUCCCCCUUGUCCUCACUCUCUUCCUAUUCUUCUGCGCCUCCCAAAACGGUUUCAUCUCAAGAGAAGCAACAACAACAGCGAAACAAGCAGCCGCUCUCUGUCACCACCCCACGAUCUAAAAGAAGGAAGAACCAGCUUAAGAAAGUUUGUCAAGUGCCUUUUGAAAAUCUCUCCUCGGACAUAUGGGCAUGGAGGAAAUAUGGCCAGAAACCCAUAAAGGGGUCUCCUUAUCCAAGGGGGUACUACAGAUGUAGCAGCUCAAAGGGGUGUUUGGCAAGGAAACAGGUUGAGAGGAACAGAUCAGACCCAACCAUGUUCAUAGUGACUUACACUGCCGAGCACAACCAUCCUGCUCCUACUCACAGAAACUCCCUUGCUGGCUCCACACGCCAGAAGCCACUGGCCCCUCAAACUGCCACCACCGAACAAGACUCUGACAAGAUCAAGAGCCUCACAAAACCCUCCUCCCCUGCCACCUCAGGGGCAGAGGAAGAGGUUCCAGCACAAGUGGAAAAGUCUGAGAGCAGAGAAGAGAAAGAGGAUGUGAUGGAUGAUGAGGAAGAAGAUGAUUUUGUUUUGUCUGACAUGGUGCUAACAGAUGAUUUCUUUGAGAGCUUGGAUGAGCUGAGUCAGCUCACUGCCCCUUCUGUUGUCACAGGAGACUGCUUCAGUGACCCCUUUUCAGCUAUGGCAAUCCCUUCUUGGGUGGCCAGUGGUGCUGCUACUGCCGGUGGAUGCAUAUGAUUCUUUUGGUGACAAUUGUUUCAUGCUUUUCAUUGAUGACAAUAGGGACCUUUUUUUAUCUUUGUUUUUUGUUCUUAGAGGAAAUGGAACGUUUUGGAGGAAUCUUUACUAACAAUGGUUCGUGAAGGGGAGGAAAAAUUUUCCCGAGUAGAGAGUAGUAAGGUAGAUCAAGCAUUUGUAUCUAUCUCUUUUAAUCUUACCAUCAUCAGAGAUUCAUAGUUUUAUGCAUUACCUAUGUUAAUGUAAAAACAGUUCUAGUUUUUGUUGUUGUAUGGGUAUGGUCCUUGAGUUGUGAUUGAGUUCAAUGUAUUUGAAUUUUGACAUUGGUUGUGGUAUAAAUUGGAAAAGCACUUUUGGGUUGA
Molecule: messenger RNA, 1477 nt
Organism: Vigna umbellata (rice bean)
Lineage: Eukaryota; Viridiplantae; Streptophyta; Magnoliopsida; Fabales; Fabaceae
Gene: WRKY22
Product: WRKY family transcription factor
Biological process (GO): regulation of DNA-templated transcription
Cellular component (GO): nucleus
Molecular function (GO): transcription cis-regulatory region binding; DNA-binding transcription factor activity
Source: RefSeq, a predicted model, not a curated record